AUGGCGAUGGUUCCCUUACACGGGAAGGAAGAAAGAAUUUCAAAUAUGUUUAAGAACGGAAAAUUAAAAAUGGAUUGGUACUUAAGUGUGAACGAUCGUGAAAAGGCGGAAGUGCGGGCUGCUUUUCACAUGGAUGACGGAGGAAUUCGUCAAGAGACGAAGGGUGAACCAUCAACCAUUCCGGACACAUACGAAGACAGCUCUGAUGAUGGUCAUUGGGAAGCAUAUGCAGAGGAGAUAAUCAGGAAAAAAAAUUCUGAAAUAAUAAUAUUGAAUGGCAGAAUUGCAAGCCUUACGAAGGAGUUGAUGGACCUGCGUCAAUGUCCAAUCUAUAACGAAGAAGGUGAUGUUUGUCACGAUGAAGAAGGUUAUGGUGUAGGUGAUGAAGGAUUUGGUGGCGGGGACGAUGAACAACAUAAAGGGGAUGAAGGUUGUGAUGGUGGAGACGAUGAACACCAAAAAGGGGAUGAACCUUAUUGUGGUGGAGUUGAAGAACACCGUUUACAGGAUGAACGAUGUGGUGGUGGAAGCGAUGAACACCCUUCAGCGGAUGAAGAACCACCACUCAAACAUCACAAAGUUGCAGGAACUGACAAAGCCGUAGCAUCUGACUCUCUUCAGUAUUAUAUUGAUGUUGAUGAUGGUGACAAUGAUGUUGAUGUAGAUGAAGAGCAUGUACCGUUGCGGAAGUUUGUUGGUGAUCCAGCCACCGAUGUGGAUGUUGAGAAACUAUACAUUGCAGUUAGCGUUAAAGACAGAGCAAAUAGGGUAGUAUGUGACAUCAUUGGUGGUGUUAUUUGCGUCAACAAUGUUUAUGCACUAUCAAAAACGGUUGACCGGUGUUGUGAGGAGGGUGCAUUUCAGUUCUUUGACCAUAUUAUAAAUGAUUAUAACCGAAUGGAAAAAAAUCAACAUGUUUAUACACUUCAUAACUUCGCCAGCUAUCUGAGGAAUGACCAUUUUGGUCUUGCUGACAUUCCCACCGUUGAGUUUGUGUUUAUGCCAUUUUUCCAUGAUUACCACUGGUGGUGUUAUUGUUUGAACAUGAAUACAUUACAAAUAUCUGUCAUUGACUCAUUAAACAAGGCUGUGAGAGAUCGGAAGAGGAUUGACUUGUUUGUGGGUAAAAACAUGGCCAAAUUUUUGUGCAUGUUGUACAAUCAACCUGAAGGUACUAUUGCUCCUUUGCCUGUUGUAUUAUCAAACAUCCCAAGCCAACCGAACUUAUUUGAUUGUGGAGUGAUAAUGUUAAAGGCAAUGGAAAUUUGGGAUGGAGAGGACAGGUACAACGGCAAGAGCUUGCCGCAAUAUACAAAUGAGGACUUGAGAGAAAUUAGAAAGAACUACGUCAAGGAGUGGAUUUUGGACAAUGAAAACCUUGCAAGAAUGGAAGCGCUUCAUGUGUAUGGGUUUUUGGAGGAUUGUUAG
Molecule: messenger RNA, 1428 nt
Organism: Vigna radiata var. radiata (mung bean)
Lineage: Eukaryota; Viridiplantae; Streptophyta; Magnoliopsida; Fabales; Fabaceae
Exons: 9
Coding region: 1-1428 (475 amino acids)
Biological process (GO): proteolysis
Molecular function (GO): cysteine-type peptidase activity
Source: RefSeq, a predicted model, not a curated record